Odobenus rosmarus divergens (Pacific walrus) is the source of this 702-nucleotide messenger RNA. It is a transcript of the gene SLX9, whose product is annotated as family with sequence similarity 207, member A. Gene Ontology annotation, cellular component: preribosome, small subunit precursor; 90S preribosome; nucleolus. The record is from RefSeq and is a predicted model, not a curated record. Lineage: Eukaryota; Metazoa; Chordata; Mammalia; Carnivora; Odobenidae. The transcript is spliced from 8 exons. Gene Ontology annotation, biological process: maturation of SSU-rRNA from tricistronic rRNA transcript (SSU-rRNA, 5.8S rRNA, LSU-rRNA). Bases 1 to 702 code for a protein of 233 amino acids.
AUGGGGAAGGUGAGGGGGCUGCGGGCCCGCGUGCACCAGGCGGCGGUGAGGCCCGCGGGGCAGGCCGCGUCCGACCCCGCGCCCCCGACCCGGGAGGCGGCCCCUGCGCAUGCCGCGGCCCGCGGGGUCAGCGCGAAGGAAUGGGCUUUCAUGAACACUGAUGUUUUUGCUGGGACUAAGAUAGACCCCAGCGCUUUGGUGCAGAAGCUGGACCCGGACACAAGGAGCGUUGCUUCCGUCAGGAGAGGUGAGAAUGGAGGCACUGUCCGAAAGGUGCCCAGUGCUCCUAAAGGUGCGGAGGCCAGGGCUGUUUUGCCCAAGAAGGAGAAACUGAAGCUGCGGCGUGAGAGGUGGCUGCAGAAAAUCGAAGCCAUAAAGCUGGCCGAGCAGAAGCGCAAGGCAGAGCGGAGACGGAGGGCCACGGUGGUGGUGGGGGACCUGCAGCCCCUGAGAGAUGCCCUCCCUGAGCUGCUGGAGCUGGAGGCGGGCAGUCGGCCGCCACGUGCCAGAGGGGUGAGCAGCAGGCCCCGCCCCGCCGAGUUGAGCCGCAUGAGCACCGCGCAGAGGCUCCAGCUCCUGGAGGAAGAAAGGGCUCGGUUUCGGGAGCUGCUGGCUAGCCCAGCCUACAGGGCCAGCCCCUUGCUGGCCAUCGGGCAGCAGCUGGCCCAGCAAAUGCAGCUGGACGGCGGCAGCCAGCUCUGA